This is a messenger RNA of Euleptes europaea (tarantolino), 1449 nucleotides long. It is a transcript of the gene LEF1, whose product is annotated as lymphoid enhancer binding factor 1. Gene Ontology annotation, cellular component: beta-catenin-TCF complex. The transcript has 13 exons. Gene Ontology annotation, biological process: canonical Wnt signaling pathway; regulation of transcription by RNA polymerase II. Gene Ontology annotation, molecular function: RNA polymerase II cis-regulatory region sequence-specific DNA binding; DNA-binding transcription factor activity, RNA polymerase II-specific. The record is from RefSeq and is a predicted model, not a curated record. Bases 35 to 1225 code for a protein of 396 amino acids. Lineage: Eukaryota; Metazoa; Chordata; Lepidosauria; Squamata; Sphaerodactylidae.
AAAGGCAGAGCCCUGCCUCCGACGAGCGGCGACCAUGCCUCAGCUCUCGGGGGCCGGAGGCGGCGGCGAUCCGGAACUCUGCGCCACCGACGAGAUGAUCCCUUUCAAAGACGAAGGCGACCCCCAGAAGGAGAAGAUCUUCGCGGAGAUCAGCCACCCGGAGGAGGAAGGAGACUUGGCCGACAUCAAGUCUUCGCUGGUGAACGAGUCGGAAACCACCCCGAAUAGCAAUGGGCACGAGGUAUCCAGGCAAGUCCAAGCUCAGGAAUCUUACCAUGAGAAGGGCAGAGACCAUCCUGAAGAAGGAAAACACACAGAUGGCGGUUUAUACAGUAAAGGACCUUCUUACUCCAGUUAUUCUGGGUAUAUUAUGAUGCCAAAUAUGAAUAAUGAUCCAUACAUGUCCAAUGGAUCUCUUUCUCCGCCCAUACCUAGAACAUCAAACAAAGUACCAGUUGUCCAGCCUUCCCAUGCAGUUCAUCCUCUCACCCCACUUAUCACCUACAGCGAUGAGCACUUUUCUCCAGGAACGCAUCCUUCACACCUUCCCUCCGAUGUCAACUCAAAACAAGGCAUGUCCAGACAUACUCCAGGUCCUGAUAUGCCCACCUUCUAUCCUUUGUCUCCUGGUGGUGUUGGGCAGAUAACGCCACCUCUUGGCUGGCAAGGUCAGCCUGUAUAUCCCAUCUCAAGUGGAUUCAGGCAGCCCUACCCAUCCUCACUUUCAGUCGACACUUCCAUGUCCAGGUUUUCACAUCAUAUGAUUCCUGGACCCCCGGGACCUCACACAACUGGAAUUCCUCAUCCAGCUAUUGUAACGCCUCAUGUCAAACAAGAGCAUCCGCACACAGACAGUGACUUAAUGCACGUGAAGCCUCAGCAUGAACAGAGGAAAGAACAAGAGCCCAAAAGACCUCACAUUAAGAAACCUCUGAAUGCUUUCAUGUUAUACAUGAAAGAGAUGAGAGCGAACGUUGUAGCAGAGUGUACUCUGAAAGAAAGUGCAGCUAUCAACCAGAUUCUCGGCAGAAGGUGGCAUGCACUGUCUCGCGAAGAACAAGCUAAAUAUUAUGAACUAGCUCGGAAAGAAAGGCAACUACACAUGCAGCUUUACCCAGGCUGGUCUGCAAGGGACAAUUACGGAAAGAAAAAGAAAAGGAAGAGAGAGAAGCUACAAGAGUCAACAUCAGGUGCAGCCCCCAGAAUGACAGCUGCCUACAUCUGAAGCAUGGUGGAAAGAGAAACGCUUUUUCGACGUGCAAAGCAAAAGCAGCAACAUCAGGGCCCCUUCUUGAAAUGGAAGCUUGUUAAAUUUCCAGGCAUGUCCUUCAUCUGCACGGACCACCACUAAGGAGUAUGUCUUGGAUGUCUAAACUUGCCCUACUGUCACUGCUAAAGACACUGAACCAUAAAGACAAUCACUGCCACGUCCUUUCGCUACCACGGACC